AUGUUUAAAUGCUUUUGUCGAAAUGGGGAUUUUGAUGAGGCGGAUUUGGCGUUGCGGAAGCUUGUUAAAAACGGGUUUGUUGUUGAUAUUUGUGUGUACGGAUCGUGGAUCGACGGUCUUUGUAAAUCCGGGAAGUAUCGUGAAGCCGAUAAGUUGUUUAGAAAGUUGUUAAAAUGGGGUUCAGUGAAAAAGUUUGGAGAGGAAAAGAAAGUGUUGAAGGAGGGUCGACGAGCGAUUUUUCAGUUAAACUGCGAGGGUGUUGUUCCGGAACUAAUGGCGUAUGAGUGUUAUUUUCGUGCUUUGUGUAAUGCGAUGAAACUUGAUGAUGCGGAAGUUUUGUUGAAGAAGAUGAUGAGUGGUAGAGCUUUGCCGGAAACUUGUGUUUACGGGUCGUUUAUUAAGGCGCUUUUUCGAAGCGGUAGGGAUGAAGAUGCUAUGAAGUUUUUUAAAGUUCAAAGGAAAAAGGGGUUGGUUCGUGUUGAUGAAAUUGUUACGUACGUAAUCAUGGGACUAUGCGAAAACGGGAAAAGUGAUGAUGCUUUAAGGUUAUUUGACGAGAUUUUAACGGUUAACGGUUUUGUAAACGGUUCGAAUGUUUGUAAUAUCAUAUUAGACGGUUAUUGGAAGCACAAUGGUGUGUCGAAAGCGGAACUUUUCUUUGAGAGAUAG
Helianthus annuus (common sunflower) is the source of this 669-nucleotide messenger RNA. Its product is annotated as pentatricopeptide repeat-containing protein At3g22470, mitochondrial-like. Bases 1 to 669 code for a protein of 222 amino acids. Gene Ontology annotation, molecular function: protein binding. NCBI's taxonomy places the organism in Eukaryota, Viridiplantae, Streptophyta, Magnoliopsida, Asterales, Asteraceae. The transcript has a single exon. The record is from RefSeq and is a predicted model, not a curated record.